Messenger RNA from Arabis nemorensis, 618 nucleotides. The record is from the annotation of a GenBank genome assembly. NCBI's taxonomy places the organism in Eukaryota, Viridiplantae, Streptophyta, Magnoliopsida, Brassicales, Brassicaceae.
AUGGUUACAUUUGGAUUUCCCGCCUCGCUCUUUUCGAAUGAUCCGGUUUCAAUCUCAAGGACUUGCAAUUGUAUGUAUAUAGAGUUUAGAGAAUGUGCUAACGAGCAGAGACAAAGGCAACAAUCGAAUAUUGCUAGACUUGAAGCUAAAGUUGAGAAGCUUGAAGCGCAACUCCAACAGAAGGACAGGGAAAUUGCAACAAUUACCAGAACAGCUGAGUCCUGUCAAGUUUCAGCUGAAACGCAAGUGAAAGCUCAGCAGAUACACGAAAUGAAGAAAAAGGAAAAGGAUUACAUUAAGUUGCAGGAGAAGCUGAAUCAAGUAUUAAUGGAGAAAAAGAACGAAUCAAGAUCAGGAAUGGAGAUUAUGAAUUUGUUACAGAAAGAAGGGAUGCAGCGUGGAACCUGGAAUGGCAAGAAGACGGAUACCCAUUUGUACAAAAAGAUAGUGGAUGCAUAUGAAGCGAAAAACCAAGAGUUAAUGGCUGAUAACACUAAUCUAAGAGCAUUGCUUCGAUCCAUGCAGACAGAUAUGCAUGAUUUUUUAAAUGCUCCAAACGGGUCAGCUAACCCUUCAUUGUCUGGCAGUGAGAGACGUGAGGCUGAUCCUUCACAAUAA